GCCGGGGGCGGCGGGCGCCGCACUCGCUGAGGCCCGACGCAGGGCCGGGCGCGCCCAGGGCCGGAGCGCAGCGGCCGGAACGGCCCGGAGGCGACGCCGGGGCCGAGCGCGCGACGAGCAGGUGGCGGCGGCUGCAGGCCUUCAAGUUGGAAGCCUCUGAGGACGAUUGCUCACCCCACUGACCCUGCUGACCCUGGGCCACGGACGGCUGUUCUCAGUGAAGGGCCCUGCACUCGCUACUGAGCUGUGGCCAUGGGCCUGCUUGCCUUCCUGAAGACCCAGUUCGUCGUGCACCUCCUCAUCGGCUUCGUCUUCGUGGUGAGCGGGCUGAUCAUCAACUCCAUCCAGCUCUGCACGCUCGUCCUCUGGCCCGUGAACAAGCAGCUGUACCGCCGGCUCAACUGCCGCCUUGCAUACUCGCUCUGGAGCCAGCUGGUCAUGCUUCUGGAGUGGUGGUCAUGCACGGAGUGCACCCUGUUCACCGACCAGGCCACGGUGGGCCACUUCGGGAAGGAGCAUGUGGUCAUCAUCCUGAACCACAACUUCGAAAUCGACUUCCUCUGUGGGUGGACCAUGUGUGAGCGCUUUGGCGUGCUGGGGAGUUCCAAAGUCCUGGCUAAAAGGGAGCUGCUGUACGUGCCCCUCAUCGGCUGGACGUGGUACUUCCUGGAGAUCGUGUUCUGCAAACGGAAAUGGGAGGAGGACCGGGAUGCCGUCAUCAAAGGGCUGAGGCGCCUGGCUGACUACCCCGAAUACGUGUGGUUUCUCCUGUACUGUGAGGGCACGCGCUUCACGGAGAAGAAGCAUCGGGUCAGCAUGGAGGUGGCCGCCUCCAAGGGGCUGCCCGUCCUCAAGUACCACCUGCUGCCUCGGACCAAGGGCUUCACCACCGCGGUCCAGUGCCUCCGUGGGACAGUCGCAGCUGUCUACGACGUCACACUGAACUUCCGAGGAAACAAGAACCCGUCUUUGCUGGGGAUCCUCUACGGGAAGAAGUACGAGGCGGACAUGUGUGUGAGGAGAUUUCCUCUGGAAGAGAUCCCGCUGGAUGAAAAGGAAGCGGCUCAGUGGCUUCAUAAACUCUACCAGGAGAAGGAUGCGCUGCAGGAGAUGUAUAACCAGAAAGGCGUGUUUCCGGGGGAGCAGUUCAAACCCGCCCGGCGGCCGUGGACACUCCUGAACUUCCUCUUCUGGGCCACACUUCUCCUGUCUCCUCUCUUCAGUUUUGUCUUAGGCGUCUUUGCCAGUGGGUCUCCUCUUCUGAUCCUGACGUUCCUGGGGUUUGUCGGGGCAGCUUCCUUUGGAGUCCGCCGACUGAUAGGAGUGACUGAGAUAGAGAAAGGCUCCAGCUAUGGAAACCAAGAAUUUAAGAAAAAGGAAUAAUGAACGGCUGUGACUGAACACACACACACCUGACCGUGGUAUCCAAUUAACUCAAUUAAAAACAACACCACACACAGAGCGGGGGUGGGGAAAAAAGACACUUAGAAACUAUUUUUCUUAUUAACUGGUGACUAAUACUGACCAAUAAAACUUGAGCCAAGAGCAAAGCAGUCGGAAGGCCUGCAGACGGAGACAGACGCCAGCCUCGCACCUGCGCGUCCGCUGCCGGCAGAGCGGCCCGGGGGACCCGCUCCCGGGACAACGGGUGUCGCCGCUGCUCCCGGGACAACGGGUGUCGCCGCUGCUCCCGGGACAACGGGUGUCGCCGCUGCCGUCUCUCUAGAGCUCUGCCUGACAGGGAACUUUUGGAUGCUUUCUCUUCUCACACUUAGAUCCAGUUUUUGGUUUUUAUCCGUUAUCUCGGGAGUUUCCCCCUGCCCCUCGCCUCCUCCCCUGUUCUCCCUGCAAACUCCCUUCCCCCGUCGCCCCCGGGACGGUGUGCGCGGGUCCCGGCGUCCCCAGAGCACCCGCCGGUCCCGACCUGCUGGCACCUCGAUUCCAGGCAAUGGGGGCGGGGCCUGGGGACGUCCCCUCGGCGAUAAGCACACUGGGCGGGGCUGGCGGCGGGACACGCCCCCUGGUCGUUUCCGGAGCGUCCUCGCGCUUCCCACCUAAGCCUGCCUGACACACCUUAAAUCGGUUUUAAAGCGAGUGGAGCCCGAGAACUCGGUGAGAUGUCGAGUCCUUCCCGUGCCUGGAGCUCAGCUCCUCUGUCCCACCCGGUCACCCCGCCGGGUGCAGGGCGGCCCCCUCCCCAGCCGGCCGGAGCCGGGGAGACCUCCGCCCGCAGCCCGCAGGACUGUUGGAUUUUUGAAAAGGCAGUGUCACCAUCAUCCUGUCUUCUAAAGGAGACUGUUAACACGGAGCUUUUAGAGAUUUUAUUUUCACAGUUGAUCUGUUGAUGGCUCUCAACUUCCUAAUGGAAGCUAGAGGUGGUGAGCCUUCCCCUCCGCUGCCACCCCCCUUCCGAGCAGAUGCACUUGUCCUGGGGGAGGGUGACCGGAGUGCCCUGACCUCGUCCCCUUCAGCCUGCUGCCCUGGUGGGAGCCGUUUCUUCCUCAGAGGGAGGUAUUUCGUGCGCGCUUGGCCAAUGGCCUGGCCGGGCUGCUGGGCAGAGUGGGGCGACUGGGACGCCCUCCCCGCUCCCGCUGGAGCCCCGCACUCCGCCAGGCCAUUCCACUGUCACCCUGCCUGCAUCGGACUUUCGUCUUAAACGUUCAACUUGGUUUUUUUAAGUCACAUUCCCCUCAUCUUUUUUAGCAAGGGAAAGAAAUAUAAUGGGUGUUAUCUCUGAUAAUACUGUAACCAGCGUUCAGCAUAGAGGCAGGUUGAAUUUUCUAGGGGAAAAGAUGGAAGCAAGAGGCAUGGAAAACAGUAUAAACUAAACUGGAACAAUGCAUUGGCCCUAAGUAUGCAUUCUGGGAGACUUAUGGAAACAGCAUAUACCCUUCAUAAUGACACUACUGAAUUGUGCAUGGUGACCUUGGUGAAGGGACCAAGGUCACAGGGAAGCGAAUCACAGUUCUGGGCUCGCUCAUGAGUGGUAGUGAGUGCACACAAGUCCUCGUGAGGUUGAAAGACAGCUUUGAAGUGCUUUCUCAGAAGAGAGCUUCCCUCUGCCACAAAGCACGUCUCCCCCUUCCCUUGGAGCCCAACCGAGCAGGGGGGCUGCGGUGAGCGGCUGCCUUCGAUCUUACUUUUCCUCACACAGUAUACUGCUCGUCUGUCUCUGUGUGUUUAUGUCAUUUGCUAAUUCACUAAUCCCUAAAAAUCUUAAAGGAAAAAGUUGAAGGGUACUUCCGUGAAGGCAUAUUACCUGGAAGAUGCAAAUUUAGGUCUUUUACCAUUGAAUUAAUAGUUCUCGCUUCCCAGCUACGUUCCCUCCCCUUGAAAUUAGCACACAAUGUGUAAAUUCUAUAUUGAGUCAGUGAGGAGCUGUGAAGACUCCUAGAUGAAUGGAGAUUGAGACCACGUGUAGGUUUUAAAUCUCAGUGACUUCCUUCUGAUUUAACGAAGAUUAGCUUGUGCAUUUGAAUACCAAGCCCUCUGAGAGCAAUAAAAACUACACCAUGAAUGUUCGGGUUUUUUUUUUUUUUUUUGGAGGGUGGAUUUUGCUUUUCAUGCACUUCGGACGGGAAGGGGAGGCUCCUUUCAUUUUUUAAAUUAAUAAAUCUCAGAACAGUGUUUUUCUUAUUUCUUUUCCUUUACCCCCUUUUGUUUCUGAUGUUACCAUUGUCCAAAUUCAGGCUGGAUGUUGGGACAGUCGUGCUUGUCAUAGUCCGGGAGGGUGUGCUCUAGAUUGAAGUCGUUGGCAGCCUACAUGCUAGGCCCUGGGUUGGGCGGGGCAAGGAAUUUCUGUGGUGUUUGCUGACCUCUCUGCAGGGGCAGCCUCCAGGGCCAGCCCCCCUCCCACUGGAGAUAUACAAAGGGCGGGGCCCCAGGCCUUGGGCCCCUCCCACAAGUGCCCCGACAGGCUGAGUUCUGAGCCGGGGUGCUGCUGGCCGGCGUGUUUCUCAGCUCAGGUCCCGGUGACAUGUCUUUUGUCACCUGCACACGUAUCCUGGUGCAGCCUGGCGAGUAGAGUUUGGCUUCUGGGCCCUCCCCGUGUGUCCAGCAGUCCCCUCUGGGAAGUUCCAGGGGGCUUCUAGGGUGCCUGUGGCAUUUCAUGGUAACCUUCUGACAGCUACCAGCACCUGGGGACUUUCUGGCCCCUCUCGGGGUCUUUGUGACAGCACUGAGCAGAGAUGGCUUCACUCCUGCAGGUGAGCAGACGCUGGGGAAAGGCUUACCUGGUCGGGGAGACCACUGACAAGAGUUUUAACCCCAAAGAAAGAAGUGAUGCCGGUCAUCCGGUCUUUGGUGACGGCGUACGGGAUGCAUGGCCCUGUCUGUCCACAGCCCCUGCCUGAGAAGCACAGAGUCAGGCUGAAGAGUGGUCUCUACACAAACCACUCAGCAAUGACACAAAUCAGCGGCGUGAACAGAACUUUCUUGCAAAGGCAGUGCAGGCAUGAUCGCCAGUCAGUUUGGAAUCUCCACCCCGUUUGCCCCGUCCCCGCCGUGUGCACCGUGGUACACGCUCUUUGUCACACUAGUUACUGAGCACCGAAAUCGAUCUGGGGAGAAAGCGGUGCGUGCAGUCACGUGUAGGCCAAGAGCCGUCUCCAAGCUGUCCGUGCCCAUGGGACCCCCAUUUGUGUCAGAUUUGGGGUGAAGAAUAAGUAUCUCUCUGCAUGUUGCUUUGUCUCUGCCCAAGACACCGGUAGACAAGCCAGAUAGAAUCUUCUCAGCCCAACUGAUUCUCAGCUGAAUUGUCCGACCCUGUGUGUGAAUUCGUGCUGCAAAUUUCUCACCCACAGCUGCAUGCAGCCCCGGCAUGCGACACAGCGGGCAGGGGUGCCGCGUGGCUUUCAACCCUCUGCAGUGUAACCGGGCUUAGGGUUAAACCAUGGGCCUGACGUGCCUACCUGCCUUCCGUCCGGAGACAGCAUGUCCCUGGCCCACGUGUCUGCCCCUCUCUCUAGCAAGUUAGCUCCCAAAGCAAAGGCAAGCCUCUCCCCAGCACCUGGGCGUGGCCCAUGGCGCCGGCCACACCCCAGCCACGGCCCUGCCUUGGUCCCACGAGGUGCUGCCGGGUGUGUGCAGAUGUUCCUGCGGGUUCUGCAUCCUUGCGUAUCAGGGCCAGGACACGAAAAGGCAGGGCGUGUUUUGGGUAGGAGAUGUCACACUGCACUCUGCUUGACGGAAGGGGUGGACACACGUGAAUUAAGUUCACCGCAGGCCUCAGCCACUAUCUAACUCGUUGGCAAUGGUGGCGUUUCCCACAAAACGCUCUGGACAUAAGAGCGCUUCGGGGAGCCCAGGAAAUCACAGGGUGGCUGACACCUGGCAGCAGCCGCGUGUUCUUUUCAAAGACAAUUGAAUCACUUUAAAGUUUUAAGCUUUGUGAUGACAAGUUCACUUGGAGUUUUCUUUUCCCAUAAACUUUUCCGUUUCUUAACUUUUUGUUGCAAAAGUAUUUUGGACAGAAGUUGAACUGUGAACGAGAUGCUGAAAUGCACUAAAUUGUACUAAACUGGAGUUACUUGAUACCAUGAAGAAAUGCAUCUGAUCUACUUGUAUUUAUUGUCUCAGAAUUGUACGUGGUGACAAUCAAAUAAUACUUGCCUAAACGCCGGGAAAUUCACCUGGCUUCUUAAUCAUAAGGGUCGUCAGCAAGUACUGUAGCUGUAAAUGAAAAUAUCUCUCUUUGGAAAAUCACACCAACCAUCGACUCAAAUGUGUGGGACAGAUGUCGGGGUUCUUUUUCUAUUGUCGACCCUCUGCCGUACCUGACCGUUGGCCAGCUUCGAAGGGUGAUACAUUGUAUGCAGGGUGCAAAUGUAUUAUACGGACGCUUCCUUUUGUACACUUCAUUUUUACAAAUUUGCUACAGCUUUGUGUAGUUGAGGAGAGCGGUAUUUUUGGUCUGUGGGAGCUUGUGGGGGGAGGGAGUGGGGGGAGCUAUAACUUCGACUCUAAAAGCCUGUAUCCCGUAAAACUGGCUGCAUUUGCCGUGCGCUUGCGAAGGUCACUUUGUACGCAGGCGUGCUUGAGCCUGCCUGAGUGGCAGUAUUUUCUAGAUAAAAUGCUGUGGGCAUCAUACUCGUUGAUUAAAAUUGCUGCUGUGAAAGAGGGGGAUAAAAUAACCCCGCUACAAGAAAAAGUGACUGACUGCCUCCUUCUGUCCCUUUGCUUCUGGUCUGCGGAGGGUUUUCCCAGGGAAGGAAAGGCCCUCCAGGCACAUCCUGGCCCGCGGGGUCCUCGCCUGAACAGACCCUCCCGAGGCUGUCGUGAGGACACUUUCUGAGCCUUUCCAUUUCAUGUCAGUUGCUUUCGGAAGGGAAAUCGAGAAGGAGAGCAACCGCCAGGCGGAAACAAGGGAGAAAAGUCUGUUGGUGCAUAAAGCAUGCUAAGUGACCCUCUGCCUAAAAGCGGGUCUUAAAAGCCAUCCAGGACUCAAGGUUUCCAAAGUAGGCAUGUAUAUAUCAAAAACUAUUUUUUUGUAAAAACAAAUGCAUUCUGUGGAGAAAACCCAGGAACGCUUUUUCUUUAUAAAGAAAAGAACUCUUGUCAGAACCAAGAGCUAUUCCAGGGUCUGAUUUGUCUGUCUUGUGAAAAUAAAUCGAGC
Globicephala melas (long-finned pilot whale) is the source of this 6613-nucleotide messenger RNA. It is a transcript of the gene AGPAT3, whose product is annotated as 1-acylglycerol-3-phosphate O-acyltransferase 3. Lineage: Eukaryota; Metazoa; Chordata; Mammalia; Artiodactyla; Delphinidae. Gene Ontology annotation, cellular component: endoplasmic reticulum; endomembrane system. The record is from RefSeq and is a predicted model, not a curated record. Gene Ontology annotation, molecular function: 1-acylglycerol-3-phosphate O-acyltransferase activity.